Plectropomus leopardus (leopard coralgrouper) is the source of this 2173-nucleotide messenger RNA. It is a transcript of the gene insyn2b, whose product is annotated as inhibitory synaptic factor family member 2B. The record is from RefSeq and is a predicted model, not a curated record. Lineage: Eukaryota; Metazoa; Chordata; Actinopteri; Perciformes; Serranidae.
UUCUCGCUUUUUAUUGGAUAUAAUCCUGCUGACGUUGGCUGAUGUCACCGCUCACUUUCAUCCCGUUCAGCUCCUCAGGGGGCUGAGCCAACCUGAAGAGGAAUAUGGGCAGGAGGGUGGCUGACCCAACCAAUCCGGUGCCUGCGCUGGGGGUUCCCCUGGCAGGGGGGCGAUGGGGCCCGCUGUGCAGUGUGGGGGUGCAAACAUCUCCCGGACUGCGGACUCUCCCCUCCAUCAAACGACACAGCAGCCAACCAACCAACACACAUCGGCCACUCGCCAUGGCAACAGGCAAAGCAACGACAGCGGAGACAGGGACAGUUAUCAGAAGUGACAGCAACAGUCUGCCAGUGUCCAAGGAGACGUCUCAGAACGAGAUCAACAGCCUGACACAGGACGACAUGGGGUCACAAGGGUCAGGCAGCGGAGUUUACUGCCAGAUUAAAACUAUACGGACAAACUCAAAGGACACAAGGGAAAAAAGGACAGCUCGGUAUACAAACGGCAGUGUGGUGGCCUCUGAUGUGGUGGGAGGGGUUUGCAUGGAGGCCACAGAAGGUAAGGAGCCAGCGCGAGAGAAGAGGAGGGUGCAGUCUCUGCGAGGGGACGGCCAUCGCUCGGUGCUGAAGACAGGGAGUGUUUGUACGACCGUGCACGCUACCCCACCACGGCCCUGCCGAGUCAUGGCGACAUCCCCACCCAGCCUGUGUGGGACAUGUGGGAGGAGACGAUCGCAGAUUACACCGUGCACAGGCGCAUGUCGCAGGAGGGCUGUCAAUCAAAUAACAGCCAGCCAGACUUUACCUAAUCCACCACGGAAACCGUCUGUGGUUCAUUCAAGAAAAGAAUCUUCUCUGGACUCUCAGUCUCACCCUAAAAACACAGACAACGCAAACACCUCCACACACACAUCAGUGAAGACUUCUCAAAUCCCACAGCUUUCGCACACUAUACCAAAAACUCACAGCUCACAUUCCAACCACACGUCACACGCUCAGAACAAAACAAAAGAGUCAAAGCAGCAGACAAGGCCACAUUCUGCAGAAUUUUCUCAUUACAAAGACUCAUCCACACAAACAACAGAAACACACAUGCACAACACCACAGAAAGAGCCACAGCUAACACACACAAACAACCACACACACCAUCUGCAGAGGCAGCAGAGCCACAAUUGACUGACAAACACAAGUACGACUUGGCUAAAAUCCAGCACAAUGAUGAACACACAUCAGUCCGUACAACUUCCAAACAUCCAGCUCCUUCCGUUCACAGUGACACUGUCGACACCCCACCUCCACCACCAAAAGACUCUCCUAAAUCCACUUGUAUCAAACCAGCCACACCAGUAGCGCAAACCAAAAACACCCAGGAGACCACAACAAACGCUCCCAAACAAACAAGACGGAUCAAACUCAAGGACUACGCAAAACAGAAGAGCAGAUCAUUUGACGACCACACUCUGCCUUGCAAGACGCACAUGAAAGCACAAUGUAAUGGGGCCCCAGGAGGGUUACUGGGUGGACCCGUGGGAAACGCACCACGUGGGCUGGAGAGGCAGCUGCAGAGUGUGGAGGAGAACCUCCAGUCCAAUCAGGAGAAGAUCAAGGUGCUUCUCAACGUCAUUCAAGACCUGGAGAAGAGCAAGGCCCUCAGCGAAGGUCGCAGCUCAUACAGAACUGGUCAGGACAUUAACAACUGCCCCACCUGCCAAAAGACAGCAUGCAUCAUCUACAGCGUGGAGCAUGAUUUCCGACAGCAGGAGGGACGCUUCCAGGGGGUCAUGGAGGCCCUGGAGGGAGAAUAUGAUGUGCCUGCGCCCACUCUGACCAAGCCCACGCCAGCUCCUUCCUCCUCCAGCCGCCCCAGCACCAAGGCCCGUGUCAAGAAACUGCGCAAGAAGUGUUUCUGGUGGCUGUAAGCUUUGGAAAAACUACAACCACCUUUGUGGCCAUAUGGGUGAUGAGUGUUUCAGGAGAUCACAUGCCCAAAAGAUUUGGAAUCAUCUUUCUCAUGGUCCUAUUGGUUUUUAAGUGUCAUUAAAAUUAGUGGUGGUGCUUUCCAUCCCUGUAAAUGGCACUUUUUUCCACAGCAAUGCAUUCAGCUCUGAAAAUAUACAGCACGGGGACCAUGUAGAGAAGGAGGAAAUGCACUAAAAGAUAAGAGGACCAAAGG